Molecule: messenger RNA, 750 nt
Organism: Prunus armeniaca (apricot)
Lineage: Eukaryota; Viridiplantae; Streptophyta; Magnoliopsida; Rosales; Rosaceae
Source: the annotation of a GenBank genome assembly
AUGGAGCUUUUGGUGAGAGUCAAGCCAAUUGCAGAUUCUCUUCUUGUAUCCACAUUGUGGGAAUAUUUCACUUUCCCCAUGAAAGGACAGUCGACAAGCUUCAAAUCAAGCCAAAACUACACGUGGAAAUUGGGUGGGACGUCAUCUUUCGCGGUGGGCAUAGCAUCUGUGAAAGCAAAGAUAACGAGAACCCACGAAAUAGACUUACGUGACCGGCCUUCAACAUCAAUCCUUGUCGGCCCUCAGAUUCCUGUAGCUCAAGUCGAACCUCCGAAGUGGGAUCAAGAUUCAAGACCAUACUUGGGUGAUAAAAUUUGGAGGCCUCAUGAUUCGAGGGUCCUAAGUAGCCACCUUAUGGGCCUACCAUCUAUGCCGACCUUGAUCACAUUCUCCCCGGGGUUGGCAACCGAAUCAACCGACACCGGAGGAGAGGAACCAUAUGGCAAGGCAAGGGCUGUCACUAUUCAUAUGAAUAGUGGCAUGCCUUGCAAUUUUGUUUCCACCUCUAUGGACAAGGACAAGGGCAAGCAUUAUGUCACUUUGCCUAGGCAGCAGCACGGGUUGGACUUGCCUAUGGACUUGCCUAGGUUGGUGGGUCUCACGCCUUGCCCAGUCUUGCCCUUGCGCUCUAGAGCUGUUCGUAGGCCUAGGCCAUGUCCUACCCGGGCAAAAGGCCUUGCGGUGGACUUGCUCUUAGGAAAAUGCUGUCUUCAUCACAAGUCUUACAUGAAAGCUAUCAUGGCCUCUUAA